Messenger RNA from Gossypium raimondii (Peruvian cotton), 615 nucleotides. RefSeq lists its product as uncharacterized. The transcript has 2 exons. NCBI's taxonomy places the organism in Eukaryota, Viridiplantae, Streptophyta, Magnoliopsida, Malvales, Malvaceae. Bases 1 to 615 code for a protein of 204 amino acids. The record is from RefSeq and is a predicted model, not a curated record.
AUGCGAAGCUCUGAGACUUGUAGGAGGAACACUAUGGUGUUCGAGCAUCAAGGUAACCUCUCCUCGAAACUUCAAAAGUUGAAUAGAGAAGUAUAUGGGCACAUUGGUAGAAGGAAACAAGAUCUUACGAGGCGUAUUGGCAAAAUCCAAGCCGCAUUUGAUAGGAAGUGUUCAAGAUUUCUAUUGGAGCUAGAAUUGAAGCUAAAAAUUGAGUAUGAAAAUAUCAUUGAUGAAGAAGAAUCUUUAUGGCGGCAAAAAUCAAAAAUUGAGUGGAUUCAACAAGGAGACUGGAAUACUAAUUAUUUUGACACUAAAACUUUGAGACGGAGGAAUUUCAACAAAAUUUCUACUUUAAAAGUUAAUGGUGAUUGGUGUUUUAAGGAUGAGGCCCUUCAACGAGAAGCAAUUAGGUUUCAUAAAUCUCUCCAUUAUUUGGAUGAUCAAAGCCAAGUAUUUCUUUCCCUUGCCUGGGAUUUCUCAAGGAUCGAUAUGGAGGGUUUAGAGACUAUGACUAGGGAGGUGACCAUUAAUGAGAUUCAUAGUGAUCUUUUUAAUAUGGGUCCACUGAAGGCCCCAGGUUCAGAUGGCUUUCAUACGUUGUUCUACCAGAAUUAG